AUGCCUGCAUCCUCCAAGCAGUUGGUAGUUCUGGCACCCAAGGAUCAACCACACCUACUGAAAAAGGUGUACUCUGAUUGUCGCCAUCGGAUUAACGACCGGGAAGCCAAAAGACAGAGAUCUCUGAUCAGGAUCAAUGCUCACCUAAUGGACUCACGGAUGAGAGUUCUGGGGAACAAAUCACACAUUCGGAAAGUUCGGGGCUUAGAAUCUACCGCCGAAUCAGACUAUGAGUAUGUCCCUUCCAAGACCAAAGAAUCUACCUACCAUUCGGCAACACCAACGAGGGCCAGCCCUUCAAGUCCACGGAGAACUUCCGAGGACUAUGGUUCCGAGGAGAUUCCAAGCCGGGAUCCCGCCAUCCAACUCCUCUUUCAGAGGGUUCAGAAGAUAGAAAAUGAUCGGAUCCGCUCCCAAAAGCCUGACUGGGGAAAACUUCGGCCAGGACCCUUCACCGAACGCAUCAAGAAAUCCAGGCAGGACAGGGAUGUGCAGCCACUUAGCAUAUCAUUCUACACUGGAGUAGAAGACCCCCUCACACAUCUCCACUCCUUCCAGUCGGCCGUAGGAUGCAAAGGUCUCAGCGACGAGGGGCAAUCCCUGCCGUUCCCAUCCUCCCUUACAGAAGCAGCGUUGAAUUGGUUCUACCGUCUGGAGCUAGGAACGGUAGAUUCCUUUGAUGAAUUGAAACAGAUUUUCCUCAAUCACUUUAUGAUCCAGAUUCGGCAGAGAGAAGACGAGCCCACGCUAGAAUAUGCUGCGCGUUUCAGUCAUGAGUACUCGAGGUGUCUCGAAACGAACAAUAGGGCAGCCUACGGCGCAUUCAAGAGUGGCCUUCGGUCCUCGUACUUUUGGUAA
Prunus mume (Japanese apricot) is the source of this 858-nucleotide messenger RNA. Lineage: Eukaryota; Viridiplantae; Streptophyta; Magnoliopsida; Rosales; Rosaceae. The record is from RefSeq and is a predicted model, not a curated record.